Prosopis cineraria is the source of this 942-nucleotide messenger RNA. RefSeq names its product oil body-associated protein 1A-like. The record is from RefSeq and is a predicted model, not a curated record. Lineage: Eukaryota; Viridiplantae; Streptophyta; Magnoliopsida; Fabales; Fabaceae. Bases 1 to 831 code for a protein of 276 amino acids. The transcript has 3 exons.
AUGCGACCCCAAUGCCAUCACGUACUGCUAACAGCUAGCCUCGCCAUGCAGUCCCCACCUAUAAGAUCUGACCUCCAGUCACUUGGGUUCCCACGCCACAAUUUCAUCAGCAUGGCCGCGUCCAACAACACAGAAGUCCCCGGUGAACCUACCACCAUCGCCACCUCCCUCCUCGAGACCGCCACUUCCGCCAUCCAAAGCUUCGCCCCCAUCAGCAACAUUCACCAGCACCUUUGCGCGUUCCAUUUUUACGCCGACGACAUGACGCGGCACGUGGAGGCUCACCACUUCUGCGGCCACCUGAACGAGGAGGUGAGGCAGUGCCUGAUCUUCGACGGGCCGGACAAGGAAAGCAAGAUGAUCGGCGUGGAGUAUAUCAUAACGGAGCACAUGUUCUUGACGCUGCCGGACGAGGAGAAGAAGCUCUGGCACUCUCACCUCUACGAGAUCAAGGGUGCCAUACUGUUCAUGCCCAGGCUGCCACUGCCCAUCGAGCUCCAAGAAAUGGAUACUCUGAGCAAGACUUAUGGCAAAACCUACCAUGUCUGGCAAAUCGACAAGGGUCACUCUUUCCCAUUUGGCCUGCCUCAGCUCAUGAUGGCUUUCACCAGAGACGGCCAGAUUGACGAGGACCUCCACCGAAAUGCUGCGCAGCGUUUUGGGGUUGACCUCAAGAAAGAGAUAGAGAAGAGAGAACACAUAUCAGGGCUUGCACAUGGAGUCCAUCCUCUGGCAAAUGCAGGAGGGAAGGGUCUUAAGACCGUUUUGAGGGAGGUCCCGUUGAGCCCUGAUGAUGCUGUUCCCCCUGGUGCCGCCAGGGUCUUUGUAUGAAUGAAUCCCUCAAUCACUAGCCUGUUCUGCUUUUUCUAUAUAUGGGACCUGUGAAUGCUCAUGUCAGAUAUAUCUAUGUACUAUAUAUCUCACGAUCACUAGAUUGGUGUU